Messenger RNA from Drosophila albomicans, 4688 nucleotides. It is a transcript of the gene Gcn2, whose product is annotated as eIF-2-alpha kinase GCN2. The record is from RefSeq and is a predicted model, not a curated record. Gene Ontology annotation, biological process: protein phosphorylation. Gene Ontology annotation, cellular component: cytosol. Gene Ontology annotation, molecular function: protein binding; eukaryotic translation initiation factor 2alpha kinase activity; ATP binding. Lineage: Eukaryota; Metazoa; Arthropoda; Insecta; Diptera; Drosophilidae.
CAGUAAGUAAUGUGGCGCCAGAUAAAUAUGGAGGCAUGUCGAUUGCGAAAAAUACCAACAAUUAUAUACUACACCGUAUACAUUUGCACUAUCGUAUGCAAGAAAACAUCAGAAAUACCAACUACAGCGCCUAUCGAUUGCCUAUGUUGGUAACAGCAAAGAUAUUUUCAAAUUAUGGUCACACGCGCAAACACACACGGCUCGCAAGUGGAAAAAUUAAAGUGGACAAAUAUUCAACAAGUUGCACAUUUAAGGCAAUUAAGCAGACGCAUUUGUUAAUUAUAAUUGCUACGGCUGAAAAUCUUCACGGUUGAGCGACAAAGGCAAGCCAGCAGAGUGAUGCCUAAAGUAGUGGAAAAUGAAACAGCUGCCCAUGCAGAAACCACACACCGGCCGCAAUAUUCAUAACAAAACUCACACACACUGACACAAAUCCAUAGAAAACAAACACACACCUACGCACAUUUGAGUCCAGUAUUCGCAGAACGCACUGCAAACUGAGUGCAAUUCGAGCAUAAAUUCAAUUGAGAUUUAAUGAACAACUACUCUGCUAAAUGGCUGCGAAAGAAUCAUUUCGCGAAAGACAAACUCAGGAAUUGGAGGUUAUAAAGUCAAUUUUCAGCACCGAUGUCGAGGACUUAAGACCACAAAGUGAUCCCACACAAUGGAAGCCCACCGACAUACGCAUCUUGUUGAGUCCCCUGCGGGACUCCUCAAACGGGCUGCCACAAGCUUAUGUGUGCACCAAGUUGCACGUUACUUGCCCCUCCAAGUAUCCCAAGCUUGCUCCCAAAAUAAUGCUGGAAGAGUCGAAGGGCAUGUCGGAUCAGCUGCUGGAAUCGCUGCUCAAUCAGCUGCAGGAACAAUCUCAGCAGCUGCGCGGCGAAGUGAUGAUCUAUGAGCUUGCCCAGACAGUCCAAGCAUUUCUGCUGCAGCACAACAAGCCGCCUAAGGGUUCGUUCUACGAUGAAAUGCUGCAGGCGAAACAAAAGCGUGAACAGGAGCAAUUGGAUAUGCAGAAGCAAAAAGAGACGCUGGAGCGACAGACGCUCAUUGAUGAAGUGGAACGACGCAAAGAGAUUUUCAAAACGGAGGCCAAGCGACGUGGCGAACCAAGGCGAAGCAUGAGCGAGUCAAACAAUCGACAUCCCAGCUCUUCGGAGAGCUCGGAGAACUCGUCGCCGUAUUAUCGUGGACACACAUAUCCCAACAAGUGUCUGGAUCAUCGCAAUACGGAGACGCUCUACUUUCACAAAAUGGGCAGACAAAUCCAAAGAGGUUGUUGCUUAGGACACUCGCAGCGUGGUUGCAUCGCCUACUCCGGAGUGGAUAUGCACAGUGGACAGCUGCUCUACAUAACAGAGUGGAAUGUGAAAUAUGCACAGCUAGAGCAGCCCUGCAGUGGAGGCAAUGGCAAAUGCCAUUGGAGCGCAGAGCCCAAGUGUGCGGGUAAUCAUCGUGUGGAUGAACUGAUAGCGACCAUAGAGAAACAGGUGGCGACAUUGGCGCAACUGCAGCACAAGAAUCUAAUACAAUACGAAUGCGUGUUGUGCAUCAAACGCAAGGAAGGAUUGCUUGUCUAUCUGGUGCAGGAUUUCCUGCUAGGCACAAGUGUCUUCAGCAUCUCAUCGACGCUGGGCUGGUGCAUGGAUGGUGCACGCAUGGUGGCACGUGGCGUGCUCGAUGAUGAAGCUGACAAUGACAAAGAAGAGAAAACCAAUUCGCCACAUCCUCAGAUGCAGGUCAUGUACAUUCAAAUGGAGUUCUGCGAAAAGUGCACACUGCGCACUGCCAUCGAUGACAAUCUGUUCGAGAACACGGAUCGCUUGUGGCGUCUGUUUCGCGAGAUUGCCGAGGGUUUGUCGCACAUCCAUCAGCAGGGCAUGAUUCAUCGCGACUUGAAGCCCGUCAAUAUUUUCCUUGACUCGCAUGAUCAAAUCAAAAUUGGCGAUUUCGGGCUUGCCACAACGAGCUUUCUAGCGCUGCAAUCGCACGCGGAAUAUCCAACACAUUCAGCGACACAGCAUGUGACGUCGACGGAAGAUAACACGGGCACUGGUAAAGUGGGCACCACGCUUUAUGUGGCGCCUGAGCUGACAGGAAAUGCCUCCAAGUCCGUGUACAAUCAGAAGGUUGACAUGUACACGCUGGGCAUCAUACUGUUUGAGAUGUGUCAGCCGCCUUUUGACACCAGCAUGGAACGCGCACAAACUAUCAUGGCAUUGCGAACAACAUCGAUUGUUAUACCUGACAAAAUGCUGCAGGAUGCGAAGAACGAGAAGACCAUCAAGAUGCUACGCUGGCUGCUUAAUCAUGAUCCCGCUCAGCGACCCACGGCUGAAGAGCUGCUUGUCUCAGAUCUGGUGCCGCCCGCUGAACUGGAAGCUAAUGAGCUGCAGGAGAUGCUGCGCCAUGCGCUGGCCAAUCCUCAGAGCAAAGCAUACAAGAAUCUCGUGGCACGUUGUCUGCAGCAGGAAAGCGACGAGGUGUUGGAGCACACUUAUCAUUUGAGCAGCAGUCGCGCCAUGAAAUCCUGGAAUUCGGCCAUCGUUAUCGAUGACAUUGUGUCUCUCAAUCCGCUCAUAGAGUUUGUCAAGGGCAAGGUGGUGAAUGUGUUUCGCAAACACGGCGCCAUUGAAGUGGAUUCCCCUCUGCUGUCGCCGCUCUCCUCGCGCAACUGCAGCGCCAAUGCGAAUCCGAAUGCGGUGCAUCUGAUGACCCACUCGGGAUGCGUGGUGCUGUUGCCCUGCGAUCUGCGGACACAGUUUGCCCGCCAUGUCACAAUGAACGGCGUGAAUCUCAUACGUCGCUAUUGCGUCGAUCGUGUUUAUCGCGAGGAGCGCGUCUUCAACUUCCAUCCAAAGCAGAAUUACGAGUGCUGUUUUGACAUCGUUACGCCGAGCACAAACAGCCAACUUGUGGAUGCGGAACUGCUUUCGUUGGCCUUUGAGAUCACCAGCGAGUUGCCAAGGUUGAAGGAGCGCAACAUUUCCAUACGCAUGAAUCACACGAAUCUGCUGCGCGCCAUUCUCAUCUUUUGCAAUGUACCCAAGUCACAAUAUGGCACGUUGUUCGAGGGCUUCAUGGACUUUAUUGAGGGCCGCAUUUCGCGAUUCCAGUUCCAUUCCAGCAUAACGGUUAUCAUGGAGAAGUCGCGCACCUCAGCACAGACGCUGAUGGACAUGUUGUUGGCCAACUUUCUGCUGACCAACUCCAGAAGCAGCGUUGAUGAAUCUGCAUUAAAGUCGCUGAUGCGAGGCAAAGGCGAAGCUGCUUCGUUAGCUCGCGGCGCUUUGCGGGAGCUGGAAACUGUGGUGGCAUUGGCUUUUAGUCUGGGCGUGAAGUGUCCCAUUAACAUCUGGGCCGGUCUGCCAAUUAGCUUUGAGCGCGCCAGCAACGGUGGCAUUGUCUGGCAAAUGACCGCGGACCUCAAGCCCAAUCGCUCGGGUCAUCCUUCAGUGCUGGCCAUGGGCGAACGCUACGAUGCCAUGCUACACGAGUUCCAGAAGCAGGCUCAAAGCUUUAAUCCCGCUCUGCCCACACGUGGUGUACUCAGCGGUGCUGGACUCUCGUUCUCGCUGGACAAACUGGUGGCUGCCGUGGGUAUGGAAUAUGCCAAGGAUUGUCGUGCCAUCGACAUAGGAAUCUGUGUUUGCGGCACGCGCACCCCGCUCAAGGAUGUCACCUAUAUUAUGCGUCUGCUGUGGUCCGCUGGAAUACGCUGCGGUAUUGUUGAGACCGCCAGCGGUUGUGGCGAAGAGGCGCAGGAUUUGGCUCGAUUGGGCGCACUGCAUGUUAUCCUGGUGGCUGAGAAUGGAGCGUUGCGAGUGCGUUCCUUUGAUCGCGAUCGCUUCCAGGAACGACACGUGACGCGCCCCGAACUCGCAGAGUUUAUACAGAAGAUGAUGCGCAGUGAGGCAGCUAACGGCGGAGCUGUCGUUGACUACAGCAGUCAGAUGUCUAACAUGAGCAACAGCGGAGGCGGUGGACGUGGCGAGAAUGGACUCAGCACAUCGGGCAGCAGUGCGAAUAUCAAGAGCAGCUACGGUCAGUUGCCUAAUCUGCAGGUCAUCUUCCUCACGCACGACAAACCUACGGCCAAUUACAAGCGACGUCUGGAGAAUCAGGUGGCGCAUCAGAUGAGCUCAACGUUGGGGCAGUUCGUCAAGCAGGAGACGUUUGUGGUGCUGGUGGUGGAUUUGCCGCCAGCGGUGUUAAAUGCCAUAGUCGGUGCCAUCAAUCCGCGAGAGAUGCGCAAAAAAGAGACUGAACCCGAAAUGAAUUUUGUGAUCGAAAGAUUUCCGAAAUAUAAGCGCUAUAUAUCUGAAAUAAACGAGGAAGUCGUGGAUCUACUGAGUGAUGCCAAGACACCAAUUGUGGCCUUGUACAGCAUUUCCGAUUCCUAUUACCGUGUCAUCAUCUAGGACAGCAGACAACAACCAAUUAAAACAAUGGAUACCACUGAUGCUAAUUUAGUUCUAGUUCUAAGUCAUCCUACUUCUAGAGAAGAUUGCAAACACAGUUUUAAAAUGUUUUUUGAAAACGCGUGCCAAGACAUUUUAUAAAAAUGGCAUAAAAAAGAGAAUUAGUAAGAGUAAGAAGAGAGAGUGAUGAAUCUUCAAUUGAUUAAAACAUAUUUUACAUAGCAAAUUAUAGUUCGCAUUUAUUUCGAAUUUUUAAAGGUUUUU